Messenger RNA from Calliphora vicina (urban bluebottle blowfly), 1243 nucleotides. RefSeq names its product peritrophin-44. The record is from RefSeq and is a predicted model, not a curated record. Lineage: Eukaryota; Metazoa; Arthropoda; Insecta; Diptera; Calliphoridae. The coding region runs from base 52 to 1059 and encodes 335 amino acids. Gene Ontology annotation, molecular function: chitin binding. Gene Ontology annotation, cellular component: extracellular region. The transcript has 2 exons.
UUGGGAGUUGCAAAAAGAAAACAUCAAAAAACAAUUGUUUAAAUAGUGAAAAUGAAAGCAUUACAGCUUAUGGUGGUGUUUGUUUUGUCUGUUGCUCUAAUAACAAUAAUUGCGGCCCAAAACUCGGACUACACAAAACUCUGUCGCUUAUUCAAAAAUAAUACAAAAAUACGUGUCCCCGGAUCAUGUCAUCAAUAUAUUGUGUGUAAUGGCGAUAGCGGUGAUAUCUUUAGCUGUGCAAACAAUUUAAAAUACAGUGCAAAAGACCAGAAGUGUAUGAAUGAUUUUACGGACAGCAAACGAAUAUGCGAAAAUCGUUGUACGGGUGUUAAGGAUGGCACUUGGGUGGCAGAUCCAACCAAUUGUCAUGGCUACUACUACUGCCAAAAUGGUAAAGCCUUAGCUAGUAGCUGUGAGCGGCAAUACUAUUUCGAGGAGAAACCCACACCAAUGUGUGUUUAUCCCAGAUACUCGACGUGUAUAGAUGUGAAUAACAUUUGUGAACUUGUAGCAGAUAAUACGCAAUUUCGCAAUGAGAUGGAUUGCUCGCAAUACUAUAAGUGUGCGAAAAACAUACUAUCACCAUCUACUAAUUGCACUAAAUCUUUUUACUUUGAUGUGGAAACUCAAAACUGUAAGGAAAGAAAAUAUGUCAAAUGUAAUGCCCAUCCUAUAAACCAUGUAUGCUUGGGAAAGGUUGGCAAAAAAGCGGAUGGUGGUUCAUGUCGUGGUUACUUUCUUUGUGCUUACAUGGGUACACAUGCAUAUGACGCGCAACCAGUUUGGUUGGAAUGUCCCGCAGGUACGUUUUUCAGUGAAGAAGCAAAGAGUUGUGUGGAUCCAACAGAAGUUAAGUGUGAUCAUAACCGCUGCGACGGCCGUGGCAAAAUGUUGGUUAACAGUUCACAAAACAAUUGUCGAAAUUAUAUUGAGUGCGAAAAUAAUAAGGAAGUGAAAGAGGGCACCUGUGGCAGAAGUUACUUUUUCGACGAGCAUUUACAAGCAUGCGUACCCAAUAUUAUUUAUUUUAAAUGUUGUGACCAACCGGAUACGCAUUAAUUAAAACUAAAAAAAUCGAUUCAAUCAGUCAACUGAAUGCUUUAUUGAUAGUAAAUUUACUUGCCAAACUACUGGAGUUUAGAGUUUAGCUUUCAGUUAAAACAUUUAAGGUUUUUUGCUUUCUGAAAAUGUUCUUAAAACAACUAAAACUCCAUGUUGUCGCACUUACAAUAAACUAUUACAU